This is a messenger RNA of Thamnophis elegans (Western terrestrial garter snake), 5619 nucleotides long. RefSeq names its product protocadherin 17 (gene PCDH17). Gene Ontology annotation, cellular component: plasma membrane. Bases 1665 to 5234 code for a protein of 1189 amino acids. Gene Ontology annotation, biological process: homophilic cell-cell adhesion. Gene Ontology annotation, molecular function: calcium ion binding. The record is from RefSeq and is a predicted model, not a curated record. The transcript has 5 exons. Lineage: Eukaryota; Metazoa; Chordata; Lepidosauria; Squamata; Natricidae.
UUGACGGGCAAGGCAGGGCGCGGGGAGAGGCGAGCGGGACUGAAAUUCAACCGCAGCCAGCGCAAAGCGCAAAGCACUCGCAGACACGCGCCGAGGCAGCAAACAGCAAACAGCCACAGCAGCGGCGGCGGCGGCGGCAGGAACGAGAGAGGAGAGAGGGGAAGAGGAGAGGAGAGCCGGGCGGGCGGGCGGGCGAGCGAGCGAUGUGGCGGCGCCAGCAUCAGCAGCAUCAAGACCAGCCCCAGGACCGGCGGAGGAAGCGGAGGCUGCCGGUCUCCUGGGCGGAAUCUCCCCAGCCGCUUUGGACGGGGCUACCUUGCUAAAUCGCCAUCGUUUCUCUCUCCCCCGCCGCUUUUCCCCGCCGCCCUUCCGCCCAAGCGAUCCGUGGUGAAGCCGGAGGAGCCUCGGAACCUGAGGGCGCUUCCUCGCUCCAUCUAUCCAACCUUACCUCUAGAAAUGUGAUCCUCGCGUAUUUUUUCCCCUGCCUUUCUCUCUCUCUCUCUCUCUACACGGGCUUUUUGGAAGUACAAAUCCAGAGGGACUUGGACCUUAUAUAUAUAUAUAUAUAUCUAUACUAUUAUUGUUGCUGUUAUUAUUAUUCUUUUUUUUGCUUUUGGGGGAAACCGGUUUUCCCUCUGCGGAGGAGCCUCGGCACCGGCGGAGGAGGCGAAGCGCGCCGGCGAGCGAGCGAGAGAAGCAGGGCGAGAGGAACGGGGAGGCAAGCGGCGAUGCUGCGGCUGACCGCAGCAGCCAAGCGGGCGCGAUUAGAUCUCCAAAGGCAGCAAGCGGCGCGUUGAAAAAAACACACACACACACUCAACACCCGAGACGCUGCGGAGCCGGGGAAACGUCCCUUUUGCCAUCCCUGACAUCUUAAAGCGGCAAGAUUUGGCCCAACGGUUCUGCGCCUUCCAUCCAACCUUCUCCGGAUCUUGCUUUUCUUACGAUCCCGUUUUUCCAAGUCGUUUGGGAUCCAGGAGCCGCUGGUUUUUCUUUCUUUCUUCUUCUUUUUUGUUAAAUACCUCGAAUUCCCUGGCAGGAAAAAAAAAAACUCCGUCUUUUGCUUCCCUCUCUCUUUUUUCUUCUUCUUUGAAGCUUCUCGGGAGGAUCUUUGGCAUCGUUGCAAAGGGUUUGAUUUAAUUUUAUUUUUAAUUUUUGGAAGGAACAGCUCCUGCCUUGGGGGAAGAAAAAAAAAAGCCGGGGCUGAUCUUUCGCUCCUUUCGGUCGCCCCCCCAGAAGGGAAGGGGCUUUAAGCCUUGGCACGUCCCUCCGCCUCGCUGAAGUUGGGACGGAGCAAGGGGAAACUGCAGCACGGAGGAGGAGGGAGAGGAGGAGGAGAGGAGGAGGAGGAGGAGGAGGAGGAGGAGGAGGAGGAGACGAGGACCGGAAAAAAGAAAAGACCCCUUUCCCUGGCCGUUGGUGGCAGCCUCGACCGCCCUUUGCCGGGUUCGUCCAUGGUGGUGCCGGCGCCGAGUCGAUCGUGCCGAGCAACAGGUUCGGGAACUUGAAGGGGCAGAGCGAGAGGAGGAGGAGGAGGAGGAGGAGGAGGCGGAGGGGCGCGACGAUCGGCUGGAAAGCAGAGGCGCCAACGCGGCAGCAGCAGCGGCGGCGACGGCGGCGGCGGGGUUGGCCGAGAGGCGGCCUCGUCCUCGCCGUCCGCUGGGAUGUCCCUCUCCGCUUGGUGCUUCAUCCUUUGCUGGGCUCCCGCCCUGGCCUUAAGGAACCUCAACUAUUCGGUGCCGGAGGAGCAAGGCGCCGGCACGGUGAUCGGCAACAUCGGCCGCGAUGCCCGGCUGCAGUCCGGGUCGUCGAGCGGCGGGUCGCCCUCGCUGGAGCGGCCCCGCGGUGCCAAGGCGACUUUCCGCGUGCUGGAGAACUCGGCUCCCCACCUGCUGGAUGUGGACGGCGAGAGCGGCUUGCUGUACACCAAGCAGCGCCUGGACCGCGAGGCUCUCUGCCGCCGGAACGCCAAGUGCCAGCUCUCCCUCGAGGUCUUCGCCAACGACCAGGAGAUCUGCAUGAUCAAAGUGGAGAUCCAGGACCUCAACGACAACGCGCCCGCUUUCCCCUCCGACCAAGUGGACUUGGACAUCUCCGAGAACGCAGCGCCGGGCACCCGCUUCCCGCUGGCCAGCGCCCACGACCCCGACGCGGGCGAGAACGGCCUGCGGACUUACCUGCUCACCCGCGACGACUACGGCCUCUUCGCCCUUGAUGUCAAAGCGCGGGGCGACGGCACCAAAUUCCCCGAGCUGGUGGUCCAGAAGCCGCUGGAUCGCGAGGAGCAGAGCCACCACACCUUGGUGCUGACCGCCCUGGACGGGGGGGAGCCGCCUCGCUCCGGCACCGUCCAGCUAAACGUCCGCUUGAUCGACUCCAACGACAACAGCCCGGUCUUCGAGGCGGCUUCCUACGUGGUGGAGCUGCCGGAGAACGUCCCGCUGGGCACCGUCCUCCUCGACCUCAACGCCACCGACGCCGACGAAGGCACCAACGGCCAGGUGCUCUACUCCUUCAGCGGUUACACGCCCGACCGGGUGCGGGAGCUGUUCAGCAUCGAUCCCCAGACGGGCUUGAUCCGGGUCAAAGGCAACCUGGACUACGAGGAGGGCAACUUGGUGGAGAUCGACGUCCAGGCCCGGGAUUUGGGUCCUAAUCCUAUCCCUGCCCAUUGCAAAGUGACUGUGCAUUUGUUGGAUCGUAAUGACAAUGCGCCCACCAUUGGCUUCGUCUCCGUGCGCCAGGGGGCCCUGAGCGAGGCGGCCCCGCCGGGCACCGUCAUUGCCCUGGUCAGGGUGACCGACCGGGACUCCGGGAAGAAUGGGCAGCUGCAGUGCCGGGUGCAAGGCAGCGAUGGCAGUGGAGGAGAUGGGGCCGUGCCCUUUACCUUAGAGGAGAACUAUGACAACCUGUACACAGUGGUGACCGACAGGCCCUUGGACAGGGAGGUGCAGGACGAGUACAAUGUCACCAUCUUGGCUCGGGACGGGGGCAACCCGCCUCUGAACUCCACCAAGUCCUUCUCAGUCAGGAUCCUAGACGAGAAUGACAACCCGCCACGUUUCAGCAAGAGCCUUUAUGUGCUGCAAGUGCCUGAGAACAACAUCCCGGGAGAGUAUCUGGGGUCCGUGUUGGCCAAGGAUCCCGACCUGGGCCAAAAUGGCACCGUCUCCUACUCCAUUCUGCCGGGACACGUGGGGGAUGUCUCUAUUUACACCUACGUCUCGGUCAACCCAACCAACGGGGCCAUCUACGCUUUGCGCAGCUUCAAUUACGAGCAGACCAAACAUUUUGAGUUCCACGUGUUGGCCAAAGACUCGGGCUCCCCCCACCGGGAGAGCAACGCCACCGUCCGGGUCACCGUCUUGGAUGUCAACGACAACGCCCCCAUGAUUGUCUUGCCGGCCCUGAUCAAUGACACGGCUGAACUCCAGGUCCCCCGCAAUGCCGGCGUGGGCUACCCCGUGGGCACCGUCCGGGCCAUGGAUAACGAUUUCGGGGAAAGUGGACGCUUGACCUAUGAGAUUGUGGAAGGCAACGAGGAGCAUCUCUUUGAGAUGGACCCCACCAGUGGGGAGAUCCGCACCCUUCACCCUUACUGGGAAGAGCUGAGUCCUGUGGCAGAACUCGUGGUGAAGGUCAGUGACCACGGGAAGCCCAGCCUUUCUGCAGUGGCCAAGCUGAUUGUCCGGGCCUUGGCUGGGCCUUUGCCUGAAGCAGGAGAGCCCCAGGUCAACGGGGAGCAGCACCGCCGGCCUCACUGGGACCUCUCGCUGCCCUUAAUCGUGACCCUGAGCACCGUUUCCAUCAUCCUCCUGGCUGCCAUGAUCACCAUCGCCGUGAAGUGUAAGCGCGAGAACAAGGACAUCCGUACCUACAACUGCCGUAUUGCUGAGUACAGCCACCCUCAGUUGGGUGGAGGGGGCGGGGGCGGGGGCGGGGGUGGGGGCAGCGGAGGGGGCAAGGGCAAGAAGAAGAAGAUUAGCAAGAACGACAUCAUGCUGGUGCCCAGCGAAGGGGAGGACAGCCGUGGGCCCCUCAACGUCAUGAACGUGGUCAGUAGCCCAUCCUUGGCCACCUCGCCCAUCUAUUUUGACUACCAGACUCGCCUGCCCCUUAGUUCGCCCAGGUCGGAGGUGAUGUUCCUGAAACCGGCUUCCAACAACCUGAGCGUGCCCCAGGGCCACGUGGGAUGCCACACCAGCUUCACAGGGCAAGGGACUAACGUCACGGAGGUUCCACCAAGUCGGAUGUCCAUAAUUCAGACAGACAAUUUUCCUGCAGAGUCCAAUUACAUGGGUAGCAGGCAACAGUUUGUUCAAAGUAGCUCCACGUUCAAGGAUCCCGAACGAGCCAGUUUGAGAGACAGUGGGCACGGGGAUAGUGACCAAGCAGACAGCGACCAAGAUACCAACAAAGGCUCGUGUUGUGACAUGUCGGUGAGGGAGGCACUUAAAAUGAAAACAACUUCAACCAAAAGCCAGCCGCUUGAACAAGAACAGCAAGGGAGAGGCCAAAGACCCAUUGUUGGGAUCUGUGGACCGGCCCGCUGUAAGGAAGGAAAAUUUUCAGAACAAGAGGAGUGCAUUAACUGCACCGAUGAAUGCCGAGUGCUUGGUCAUUCCGACCGGUGUUGGAUGCCCCAGUUCCCUGCCUCCAACCAAGCAGACAACGCCGACUACCGAACAAAUCUCUUUGUGCCCACGGUGGAAGCCAAUGUCGAGACUGAGACUUACGAAACUGUGAACCCCACGGGGAAAAAAACCUUUUGUACAUUUGGAAAGGACAAGCGAGAGCACACCAUUCUCAUUGCCAAUGUGAAACCUUAUCUCAAAGCCAAACGUGCCCUAAGCCCCCUCCUCCAGGAGGUCCCCUCAGCAUCCAGCAGCCCAACCAAGACCUGCAUUGAGCCUUGCGCCUCAACGAAAGGACCUCUGGAUGGCUGCGAAGUCAAGGCAGGGGCCUUGGCCGAGCCCAACGGUCAGUACCUGUCGCCCAGUAAACAAUCCAGAGACGCUGCCUUCAUGGCGUCCGAUCAGAUGGCCAGGGUCUUCGCCGAGGUGCAUUCCCGAGUCAGCCGAGACUCCGCCGAUAUGGACUCUGUCUUGGAGCAGAUAGACCGUUCAAACAGGGAACUAGGGAGAGAGUCCGUGGACGCAGAGGAAGUCGUGCGGGAGAUCGACAAGCUUUUACAGGACUGUCGGGCGAACGACCCCGUGGCUGUGAGAAAGUGAAGGAAAACAGAAACAAAACAAAACAAACCCACAAACACACACAAACAAACAAAACAUAAAAAAGACAGUCUGGCAUUAAUUUGCUUCUUCUGCUGAAUUAUAUAUUAAAAAAAAGAAAAAGAAAAAGAAAAAAAAAUUCUCCCCUGGUUCUAAACUUUAUACAGGGAUGAACAAAGACCAAUGCUGCUUUAAGGCUUUUAGUGAACAUCUGAAGUGCCCUCCAAUAUGUUUGUUUCACUGCUCUUUCUUUUCUCUCUCUCUUUUUUCAGAUAACACUGGUUUCAUUUUUACCCAACUUCCAUUAGAACAAUAUGAUGUAUGUUUUUUUUUAUUAAAAAAAAAGAAAACAAAAAAGAAAAAUAGGAAGGAAGGAAAGGAAAGGAAA